AUGGUGACAGUGAAUGGGAGAAUAAUUCCGCUGGCACACACUGUGUGUGCCUUCGCAGCCUUCUUUGCAGCGCUAGUCGCUGGAUACUCAUUACACUUCCAUAAGAUUGUCCAGAAUGCCCAUUAUGGUUAUCCAGACGAAUGGUUUCCCAGCGUUUCAGCUACGAUUGGUGACAGGUAUCCCGAACGGUCGAUUUUCCAAAUUCUGAUCGCUUUGACCUCUUUUCCUCGAUUCCUUCUACUGUUGGGCCAUUUCUCCCUAAACCGUUCGGUAAUAUGUUUCAUCAUUGGUGUCGUAAGGACUGUCAGUUGUGGUGGUUGGGUAUAUAUCACUAGCACUGAUGAUCAUGAUGUUCACGAUGUCUUUAUGAUCACUUACAUCGUGCUAACAUUGCCCUGGGAUAUCAUGAUUACUCGCCUCGCUACAAGAGGUAGACUGGCUAAGGGUAUUGUCGCAACCGUGUUUUUUGGUACUUUGGUACCUUUGGUUCAUUGGUAUAUAAAGCAUCAGGUUCAUCACAUUGCCGGUGCUUAUUCCAUUUAUGCUUACUUUGAAUGGUCACUCAUUAUCCUCGACAUCCUUUUUGACUCGCUGGCAUACAAUGAAUUUGAUAGGAUACGCAUUAAUGUCACUUCAGAAACGUCUGAGGAUGGCGGCUGGUUGUUCAGAAUCUGCAAUCAAAUACAGGACCUUGACCUAACCGUCGAAGACGAAAAAACAGUGAUCAAAGUGGAAGAUGAUGCGACUGGUAUUAGCUUUAAGGAAACGGAGACUACCAAUACAGAGAUUAUACGCUCCGCAGAUGACGAAUUAGAAAUUUUCUUUGAGAAAACUGAAGAUGUCACGAUCAUCUCUAAUAACAGUCCUGCACCUUCCUGCGAUUCAUACCUUUACAUCGUGACCAAUACUUUCAAUUCUUUCAUGUUCUGGACUUCUUUGACCUCCUUGACAUGUAGCAUUUGGUAUUUUCCCUUGUGGUAUAUGAGUAUCUCCGGCUAUGAGGCUACAUUACUGUAUUUCCUUGCACCUGUGCUUCUAUACAUCCCAUUCAUGCCUACUAUCUUUCAACAAUACGGUUCCUUAUUAGGCGGCUUGAUCGUCGUGGGUGCCCAUUUAGUUGGAUCUCCGGAAGCUAGGUUACUGGUUGUUGGCGCCGGUACUGCUGUCACGGUAACAACGUUCGUGCUAAAUUUGAAAUGCAUUGCUUCCAAAGAAGUCACUUCCUGCUUCUCGACUACGUGGCUCUACGGUCUGGUGUUCACGGUCGUGAUCAAGAUGGGAUGCUACAGUAAUAAUCCUCUCUGGCCUAUAAUGAAUUCCAGUAAUGGUGGAUACAAUCUAUUAGGUCUGGCUUUGGUCACCAUUUCAGGUAUACUAGCACCAUAUACCACUAGUAUUCACUUUGGGAGAGACCAGGAAGAACCUGAGGUGCAAGAGACUUCGCCCCGCUGUGUGUCAAAAAUCUUGGUAGGACUAGGUUUUGGAUCUCUAAUUUUCGGCAUGCAUCAACUCAUGACAGAUUCAUCCACCGUAAUCUAUUGGUCUUGGGAGGGCUACAGCAAAGACUCUCAAGGACCUCUCGCUUGGCCUUGGUCUGGGUUGACUUGUACAGUUAUGCUCUUUGCCGCUGCAACUUCCUACAAGUUUUCUGCAAGGCCACUCGUUCCUGCUGCUGUACUUGCUCUUUCAACGGCAGUUCUAUGCGAUAGACGGAUCACAGGUUGGAAUAAUUAUAUUUUUGGAGGUUUGUUCUAUUUACUUGCUAUGAUUUGGAUUGUACCAACCUACUUCAAUGCUUUGGCCGCUAGUGCAAGUACCUUCAGUUUCCUGGUCGGAUUUUUUCUCUAUAUCAUUUUGAUCUUGGCUCAUGUUUGGGUUGUGGCUUACGCAUUUGUUCCAUUGGGCUGGAUUUUAAGAGAGAGGAUCGAAGUAGUCCUCACAUUCUCCACUGUAUGUAUCGUUGUCGGUUCCAUUGCUGCAAAAUUCAGUUUGUCCACAGCUAAAAGCGGUGUCACUUUGAGCAACGAUUUUAAGAGACGUACGGGGCUACUGGCUUUGAUAGGCUUGAGUCUAGUUGCAUCAUUCACCUAUAGUCAAAGGCCUGUGGGUGUCCCACAGCCUUAUCACCCCGAUUCAAAAUUGAUCACGGCGGGUAUUUGGACUAUCCAUUUUGGGUUAGACAACGACAUGUGGGCUUCUGAAGAAUCUAUGAUGUAUUUAAUGAAGGAAAUGGAACUGGACGUUGUUGGUUUGCUAGAGACUGAUACCCAGCAUAUUGUAAUGGGAAAUAGAGACUUGACAAGCAAACUAGGGCAUGACAUGAAUAUGUACGUUGAUUACGGACCAGGUCCAAACAAGCACACCUGGGGUUGUAUCUUACUAUCCAAGUUCCCAAUUAUCAAUUCCACUCACCAUUUGAUGCCCUCCCCUCAUGGUGAAUUAGCGCCCGCCAUCCAUGCGACGAUAAAGACCUACGACGACAUACUGGUCGAUAUUUUCGUUUUCCAUGGCGGACAGGAGGAAGACGAGGAGGAUAGGAGAUUACAAAGUGAGGCUUUAUCAAAGUUAAUGGGCAGUACGAAUCGUCCUGCGAUUUUGUUGAGUUACUUGGUCACAAACCCUCAUGAAGGAAACUAUAACAACUACGUGAGUGAUGAAUCAGGCAUGCACGACAUUGAUCCAGAGGAUGAUGACAGAUGGUGCCAAUACAUUCUGUAUAAAAAUUUGAAGAGAACUGGCUACGCAAGAGUUUCGAGAGGUACUAUCACCGAUACAGAACUGCAGGUCGGUAAAUUCCAAGUUAUAAAUGACGAGCAAAUUGCCCAAUAUGGUGAUUCUAUUUAUGAACAUGAAAAGGUGGAUGGUUUAGAUAAUGAUGAGCUUCAUUUCCCCGACACGUUUUACGAUGAAGGCGAGAGGGGCCACCAUUAUCAUGUGUUUGACAGGCCUCUUUAUUACACAUUCGACGGAUAA
Messenger RNA from Torulaspora delbrueckii, 2973 nucleotides. RefSeq names its product Cwh43p (gene CWH43). The transcript has a single exon. Bases 1 to 2973 code for a protein of 990 amino acids. NCBI's taxonomy places the organism in Eukaryota, Fungi, Ascomycota, Saccharomycetes, Saccharomycetales, Saccharomycetaceae. Gene Ontology annotation, cellular component: endoplasmic reticulum. Gene Ontology annotation, biological process: fungal-type cell wall organization; GPI anchor biosynthetic process. The record is from RefSeq and is a predicted model, not a curated record.